Molecule: messenger RNA, 297 nt
Organism: Pteronotus mesoamericanus
Lineage: Eukaryota; Metazoa; Chordata; Mammalia; Chiroptera; Mormoopidae
Gene: PTH2
Product: parathyroid hormone 2
Exons: 2
Coding region: 1-297 (98 amino acids)
Biological process (GO): neuropeptide signaling pathway
Cellular component (GO): extracellular region
Source: RefSeq, a predicted model, not a curated record
AUGGAGACUCGCCAGGUGCCCAGGAGCUCCCGGGUGCGGCUGCUGCUGCUGCUCCUGCUGCUUGUGCCCUGGGGCGUCCGUACUGCCGCGGGCGUCGCCCUGCCCCCCGCGGGGGUCUUCAGCCUCCGCUCCCCCAGCCCGGUCUGGGAGCGUCCGACCACCCGCGUGUCGCGGCGGAGCCUGGCGCUGGCGGACGACGCGGCCUUCCGGGAGCGCGCACGGAUGCUGGCGGCCCUGGAGCGCCGCCACUGGCUGAACUCGUACAUGCACAAGCUGCUGGUGCUGGACGCGCGCUGA